Plutella xylostella (diamondback moth) is the source of this 727-nucleotide messenger RNA. RefSeq names its product ribosomal protein L15 (gene RpL15). Gene Ontology annotation, biological process: cytoplasmic translation. The record is from RefSeq and is marked provisional. Gene Ontology annotation, cellular component: cytosolic large ribosomal subunit; ribosome. Gene Ontology annotation, molecular function: structural constituent of ribosome; RNA binding. Lineage: Eukaryota; Metazoa; Arthropoda; Insecta; Lepidoptera; Plutellidae.
GUCUGCCACAGGGUUAUCAAGAUGGGUGCGUACCGGUAUAUUCAGGAAUUGUACCGCAAAAAGCUUAGCGAUGUUAUGCGUUUCCUCCUUCGCGUCAGAGUAUGGCAGUACCGCCAGUUGACUCGCAUGCACCGUUCCCCCAGGCCUACCAGGCCCGACAAAGCCAGGAGGCUAGGAUUCCGUGCCAAGCAAGGUUACGUGAUCUUCAGAAUCCGUGUGCGCCGUGGAGGCCGCAAGCGCCCGGUCGCCAAGGGAGCCACCUACGGCAAGCCCAAGAGCCACGGAGUCAACCAGCUGAAGCCCACACGCAACCUGCAGUCCAUCGCUGAGGAACGUGUUGGUCGUCGUUGUGGAGGUCUCCGUGUCCUGAACUCAUACUGGGUUGCCCAGGACUCUUCCUACAAAUACUUUGAAGUCAUCCUUGUUGAUCCUUCACACAAGGCUAUCCGCCGCGAUCCUAAGAUCAACUGGAUCGUGAACGCCGUUCACAAGCACCGUGAAAACCGUGGUCUCACAUCUGCUGGCCGCAGCUCCCGAGGUCUCGGCAAGGGCCACCGCUUCUCCCAGACCACCGGAGGCUCCCGCCGCGCCGCCUGGAUCAGGAAGAACACCCUGCAGCUGCGCCGCAAGCGAUAAGCAUAGACUACGGACUGUCUAUGACUUUCUAUUUGCUCUUAUUGAUUAUUUACAAAUGGAAAGCCAAAGGCUAAUAAAAACUAUCUUCUAA